Molecule: messenger RNA, 5403 nt
Organism: Chlamydomonas reinhardtii
Lineage: Eukaryota; Viridiplantae; Chlorophyta; Chlorophyceae; Chlamydomonadales; Chlamydomonadaceae
Exons: 9
Coding region: 538-4776 (1412 amino acids)
Molecular function (GO): protein binding
Source: RefSeq, a predicted model, not a curated record
AGGAUAUUAGGAGCCUUAGGUUUUCCUGCCAACGACACGCGGCUCGAACGCGUCCCCGUCGGGGCCCCUUUUCGUCUCGUCACUCUACUUAUACGUUUACUAGCAAGAACUGUAAAAAUCGACCUCCGUUUGCUUAACUGUCGCAGUUCCGAGCUAACGCGGGUUCUGUGCGGAGGCCCUAAAGCGAUUCAGACUCUAUCCUGGCCAUACACUAUUGCAAGCAGCAGAAGCAGGCGACGGGCGAUUGCUGCGAGAGUUUCCGCUUGGAGGCACGCCACCCAGCUCUGGUCAAGCGGCUCCAGCAGCUGUAGCUGUCCACCUGAUGGAAACGCGCCGUCAGAUUACAUGCACGCGCCCAGCCAGCGAGGGCGCACCGCCCGUGCGAUCUGAGGGUUGCUAGGCAGGGUCGCUUCGCGUGCCCGGUCAGGCAUCCCCGCAGCGCUGGCCAGCCUGGCGCCAGCCAGCCUUCAUUUCGCUAGCUAGCAAGCCCUCGACAACACAACCCCGGUACCACCACACGCCAUCGCAGCUGCUAACAUGCCGCUGACGCGAGUGGCCGCCGACCCCUGGGCAGCAAGCCACUCGGUGCCGCAGUUCUCACCACUGCCGGUGGACACGACAAGCCAGCACGUGCCGCUCACGGCGGAGCGGGCAGAGGCGGUUGUGCGCACGCACAUUGAGCGCUCACGCCCCAGCCUGGACGCCGGCGCGCUGCUGGAUGAAGCCGCGCUGGCGGAGGCGGCCGGGCUGCUGCUCAACCCCACGGCGCCCAACGCGAUGGGCCGGACCUACUCCACACCCGGCCGCCCCAUGGGCGGCCGCGGCGGCGUGUCGGGCGUGGGUCAGGGCCUGGCCGUGCACGUGGGCCCGCAGCUGCAUGACGGAUACGACUCCGGGCCGCCCACACGCAGCCCCAGCAGGCGGCCAGGGCCGCGAAUUGGUGACGAGGAGGAAGACGAGGAGGAGGAGGAGGAGGCGGAAGAGGAUGACGAGUCAGACGGGGAGGGCCGGGCUGCGCCCUCCCCCGCCACGCGCGCUCGCAUGCUCGACCCCGACCUGAUGGCGGCGUGGAUGCGGGGCGCCCAGGCAGACGGGGCGGAGGCCGGAGGCCAGGGCGGCGCAGCCGCCUCCCCCGGCUCUCGCGCGCGCACCGGCCAGUCAGCGCUAGCGCGCAGGAUCAGCUGCCCGGAGGCGCUUCUGGCGGAGGAGGCCGAGGCGGCGGCGGCGGCGGCCGCCGGCGGCGGCGCGCGGCCCGAGGAUGCGUUGGAGCCGCUGGCGAAUCACCACAUGUGGAUGGCCAACCGCGGCCGCGCGCUGGGGGGGUACGACCCGGGCGCCGGGCACACGGGGCUGCUGUACUGCGCCAAGAGCGUGCUGGAGGCGGCGGGCGGCGGCAGGCGGGCGCACCUGGUCGGAGACGGCUGGCAGGCCCGGGACGCGGUGUCCAUCUUCGCCUCAGACAAGAAUCGCAUCGGCGGCGGCUUUCCGGGAGAGAGCCGCGGCGCGCGCCUGGCGCGGCUGGCUGCCGAGGGUGCGGCGCCCGAGGUGCUGCACAGCCUGGCCGCUGUGAUCAUCCAGUCCUACUGUCGGGGCUGGAAGGCGCGGCGGGAGGUGGCCCGCAUAAAGUCGCUUCGGCGCGGCGACGCGGAAGCUGCUGCUGCUCGGGCCAGCGCGCUGGCGGCGGCUGCGGCCCUGGCACGUGAGCAGGAGCGCUGCCGGCGCCAGCUGCGUACGGCGGCCAAGGACUGCCUGCUUGCCGUACAGGCCCAGCAAGACUAUGAGCGCACGCGCGCUCGCCUGGCAGCAGCGCGGGGGCUAGGCGCGGGUGCCGCGGCCGCGCCGCCGCCGCCGCCGCCCAGUAUCCCGCCGGCCCUGUGGAGUCGCUGCCAGGAGUUGGGGCUGGAUCCCAUCCAGAUCCUGCUGGACGGCGGCAUGCUGAGUCGGCAGAUCGAGGACAUCAUCGCUGCCAGCCAGCUGGCGGCGCAGCUGCCGCGCCGCGCUGCGGACGUGGCGGCGCGCAUGCGCGUCAUCCCCGGUGACGGCUCUGCAGCCGGCACUGGAGCCGGCAACGCCAGCGCUGCCGGCGGCGCCGCGCCAGCCGGGCGCUACGGCGGCGGCCGGCAGGCCCGUGACAGCGCCAGCAGUGGCGGCGGCGGAGGGGCAAGGACCAGCGGCGGCGGCGGCGCCUAUCCCAGCGCCACCAGCGACGACGGCGGCGCCAGCCUCAGCAGCGCGGCGCGCGCCAGCAGCGGCGUACUAGGCCCUGACGCAGAGGGCUCCUCCUCAACAAACAUCGGUGCCAGCGGCAGCUUCGCCGGCGCCGGCGGGCUUCCCUCCGGCGGCUCGGGCGUUAUGGCGCCGCGCGCGUCGCUUCAAGGCCAGCGCGGCGGCGGCGGUGCCGCGCCGCUGCGGCCUUCGCUCGCAGGCGCCGGCUCUGGAAAGCAGCUGCUGCCGCUGGUGGCUGGAAGUGGUGCCGGCGGCGGUAGCGGUAUUGGAGGCGGCGCCGCAGGGCGGGCUUACAACACAGCGGAGCUGGUGGAGCAAUUGCUGCAGCAGCAGGCGCUGGGCGCGCUGGCAUUGCCCAACGGGCCGAGUGGCGGCGGACCGCUUGGGCCCGGGCGAAAGAUCUCCAUGGGCCCGUUGGCCGCCGCGGGCUCGGCGGCGGCGGCGGCUGCGGCAGCUGCCGGCGGCAUGGGCGCGGCGGUCAAACGCAACCCCGCGCGCCGAAUGAGCGCAAGUGGCGCCAUGGGGGACGGCGCUGGAGGCAGUGGUGGAGGCGGCGGCGGUGGCGGAAGCGUUAUGGCUAACCGUCGGCCAGCUGGCGGCUUCGCCGCCGGCCCUACCGCGCCGCAUCUUGGCGGCGGCUUCGCUGGCGCUGGUGCCAAUUCCAAUGCUGCGGCCAGCACUGGCGCGCCUUCUUUGGGUCGCCUGUCCGUCCCGGUCAACGCCUCUUCCGCCGUGCCCCAGCCCUUCACUGCGGGCAGUGGCGUCACUGGCACUCGGGCGCAGCUGGCGGGACCGUCGGGACGCCAGCGCCGCAUGUCUGACUUGGUCGCGGGCAGCGGCGCAGCCGCUGGCGCGGGCCUUGCGUCGCAACCGUCCGCGACUGCGCUAUUGCCCGGCCUGCCGCAGGCGCCCUCGGGCCUUGCUCCUGACGCCGCGGCCUCAGGGGCGCAGUACUCGCAGCAUCUGCCCAUGCGCGCGCGCUCCUUCGUCCUAGGGGAGCACAGCUCCGUUUCGGCUUCAGGCGUGCCGCCGCCGCACCCGGGCGCUGGCGGUGGCGCUGGCGGUGGCCUGCCGCUUGCGCCCAUCCGCACCGGCCGCGUGUCGCAGACUGGCGGCGCCAGCGGCUCCCCCGCCAACGGCCCCGGCACCGCGAUCAUGGCAGCGCUCCUGGCCAACAUGGGCGCAGGUACCGGCGGCGCCGCCACCGCAGGCGGCAGCGCCGGCCACCACGGCCCGGCGCACGCGCCGCACCUGCGGCCUGCCAGUGGCGGCCUGCACAGCGGCGCCGGGCCGGGCGGCUUGCCGCUGCCGCCGAGCGCCAUGUUACAGGGCCACGGCCUGGGAACGGGUUUGGGAAGCGCUGCCAACUCGCCGCUUGCGGCGGUGGCGGCUGGUGGCGGCGCCUUCGCGCGCCUGACUGCCCAGUCCAGCGCCAGCAGCUUUGGCGAGAGCAGCCCCGGCCUGCCGCUGCGGCGCCGCCACUCGUACGUGGGUUCGCCGACUCCCAGCAGCGGCGGCGGCGAGGCGAUGCCUCCGGCGCCGGGGCCCAACAGCGGCGGCGGUCUGGGCGGCGUCGACGGCGUGGCGAUGCUGCACAUGCAGGGGCAGGGGCAAGGCGCAGUGCCGCAUGGCGUCAGCGGCAAUGUGGGCAGCGGCGGCAGCAUGAGCGGCCCUGUGGGUGCCGCCGCGGUGGCGGCGGCGCUGGGCAGGGCGGGCGGCGGGAGCGGUAGCGGGAAGGCGUCUCCCGCCACCGGCAGCCCGCGGUCGUUCACGCACGGCUCCAUGGUGCCUCGCCAGGCUUCAGGCAGCUCGCUUGGCCCCUUGAGUGGCCAGCCUGGCGGUUCCGCCACCACGCCCGGCGGUCCCCUGCCGCCGCUGCUCAUGGCCCACGGCUCUCUGGGCGCCCUGCACGGCACCGGCGGCUUUACAGGGAGUGGCGUCAGCAGCGGUGUCAGCAGCGGCACGGCCUCUCCGUCCCUGUCGUCACUCAACACCACUCCCGGCAGUGGCGGCGCCGCCGGGCCGGUCCCGCCAGGCGCCGGCGAGGUGCCUUUUGGGCGCGGGAACAUUCGCCGUGGCAGCAAUCUGGCGCCAACUACUGUGGCCGCGGCGCUGGCGGCGGCGGCGUCGCCACCUCCGGCCCACCCGCCGCCGCACCCGCCCGCUGCACCGGGCGCGUCUGGGUCGCCCAUUACCGCGCGGAGGCUGCACUCGCUGACUUCACAGUCUCAGGCGCCAAUCGGCGUCAGCUCCAGCACCUUGGGUAUUGGUACCACAGGAGCAGCUUGCGGCGGCGGUGGCGUCAGCAUGUCGCCCGUGGGGAUGACGGCGGCAGGCCUGGCGGGCGGCCUUGCAGCGUUCGCACAGUCACCGAUCGCCUCAACCGCGAACUCCUUCAGUGGCCCCAGUGGCUCAUUUGCGGCGGCGGCGCUUGUGCCGGCAGUGGCCGACGGAGCUGGCGGCUCGCCAUCGGUGGGCCGCUACGGCGGCGGCGGCACCGCCGCACCCAAGCCACCACCCGCACAGCGUCCCCCAGGGCCCGCUUUGUGAAGCUUCUAAGCCCCGCAAACUUGGAGGAUAUUGGGUGUUGGGAACUAAGACUGCCCCAAGGUACUUGAAUGGAUCUUAUUCGACGCAAACUGUCUUGCGCAGCACAGCGCAUGUGUGUUGGAGAUGUUCGGUCACGCGUUCUGGGUGGGCGGGUGCCGAGGCCGAGCCUGGGAGUCCCCCAGCGUGCAUUAUUCAAUGUAAAGGGUGUCGACUGUUCAGCAGGUCCUGUAGCGGCAUUACUGGAUUCGCGUUUUACCGGUGUCUUCAUGCUCUUGAUGCACUUAAAUUCAUUUGCUAGAUGCGACUCGAGGGCUAAUGCACGUGUCCUUGCUGUGAAGUGGCGACGUGGGUGCGGGCACCACCUGACCGCGGCUGCGGGGCGCCUUGUCACAUUUACCAUAGCGUUGGUAAUGCACUUGUAACCGCUGUCGCAGUAGGGGGGCUGCAGGUGCAAAGUUGCCGACGAUUAAGACCUCUUGAGGGCUGAGGCCACGACCAUACCCACGACCAUGCCCCUGGCCAAGAUAAAGCCUGGCUUGGGCUCGAGGCGCUGAGAACGUGCCUGCGUUAGACCCUGACUGGCUGUUUGCGUGCCGGCGCCGGGCCUUGCCGUGUCAAUACAGGCGA